Molecule: messenger RNA, 1721 nt
Organism: Leptopilina heterotoma
Lineage: Eukaryota; Metazoa; Arthropoda; Insecta; Hymenoptera; Figitidae
Product: 3-oxoacyl-[acyl-carrier-protein] synthase, mitochondrial
Exons: 3
Coding region: 211-1533 (440 amino acids)
Biological process (GO): fatty acid biosynthetic process
Molecular function (GO): 3-oxoacyl-[acyl-carrier-protein] synthase activity
Source: RefSeq, a predicted model, not a curated record
AAAAAAAUCUCCGAAAUGUUUACAAAAAUCGUGUUUCUAACGUUUGAAUAACUCACAAAAGAAAACAUUUUUUUUUCUUUUUUUACUAUAUUGACACCAUUGACACGAAUCGGAAAAUGACACUUCUGUUUAUUUUUCUGAUUUUUUAAAUCAUCAAGUGUGUUUUUUGUCACAUAACCUCAAAAGAAAAGAAAAAAAAUAAGGGAAAAAAUGGGUAAAUUUUUUGAAAUAACACGGAAACUAUCGAAUCAAAUGAGAUCACGUAGAAGAGUCGUUAUCACUGGAAUGGGCAUUGUCUCUCCUCUUGGUUGUGGGAUCGAGACAUCAUGGAAAUCAUUACUUGCCGGUAAAUCCGGUGUUGUAAAACUCGAGGGUCCAGAUUACGAGAAACUUCCAUGCAAAAUUGGUGCCAUCGUUCCAAAGGGUGAUAAACCCGGUGAAUUAAAUUUAGAGGCGAAAUUUACAAAAAGUGAACUACGAACAAUGUGUAGAGCGACGGCGUACGCAUUAAUUGCAGCUGAAGAGGCAUUAAUUGAUGCAAAUUGGCGACCUGACAAUGAAAAUGAUCGACAAGAUACAGGCGUUGCCGUUGGCGUUGGAAUGAUUGAUCUCGUUGAUGUUUGUACAAUGUAUGAGACAUUGAAAAACAGUUACAGUAAAGUUAGUCCAUAUUUUGUGCCAAGAAUAUUGCCAAAUAUGGCAGCUGGUCAAAUUAGCAUAAAAUAUGGAUUUCGCGGGCCAAAUCAUUGCGUUUCAACGGCAUGUGCAACUGGUGCUCAUUCCAUCGGUGACGCUUUUCGUUUUGUACGAGGUGGCGAGACAAAUGUGAUGCUCUGCGGUGGUGCCGAAUCAUGUAUUUCACCAUUGGCAAUUGCAGCAUUCUGCCGUCUACGUGCCCUAAGUACGUCACGUAAUGAUUUUCCACACGAGGCAUCAAGACCAUUCGAUCGUAGCCGUGAUGGUUUCGUCAUGGGCGAAGGUUCAUCAAUCCUCGUCAUUGAGGAACUAAAUCACGCUCUUCAAAGAAAUGCCAAAAUUUACGGCGAAAUUUUAGGUUAUGGUCUCUCAGGUGAUGCGGCCCACUUGACAGCGCCUAGUGAAGAUGGCAGUGGCGCCUUAUUGGCAAUGGAUAGAGCACUAAAAGACGCUGGUUGUGAGAAAACAGAUGUGACAUAUGUCAAUGCACACGCUACAUCAACGCCACUGGGCGAUACAAUUGAAUUGCGCUCAAUUGAAGCACUAUUUGGCGAGCAUACAUCCAAUGUCUUUGUCUCAAGUACAAAAGGUGCGCACGGUCAUUUAUUGGGUGCCGCGGGUAAUUUAGAGGCUGCCUUCACAAUUUUAGCGUUAAAAGAGGGAAUUAUACCGCCUACAAUAAAUUUACACGAUUUAGACGCUGAGAGUACGCCAUUGAAUUUUGUGCCUAAUGUUCCUAAGGAGUGGCCAAUCACCGAGAGGAGGAUCGCUUUAAAAAAUGCCUUUGGCUUCGGCGGUACAAACGCCUGUCUCUGCUUAGCAGAAUUCCGCGAAUGAAGGCUUUGUAGGUUAUGUUCGAUAAUAAGUAAACUUUACUUUUUCUUAUAAAGAAAAAUCGGAGUUUACUUCUAGUUUACACUAUGUGUAUAUGUAUAUUGUAAAAUAGGAAAAAAAUGUUACUUGUAAAAUAUUUUUUAUGUACCAUGUUAUAUUGUAAAUAAAAUACUGCAAUAUUUUUAUUAUAA